AAUAUCUUAUAUCCGUUAUUGUGUCAGUUGAAUUAUGCAUUUCAAUAAAUUGGUGAUUCAUUACUAUAUAAAAUGUAACAUAAAGUCGAUAAGAACUUAUUGCUGAAUGAGUUGACUCACUAAGUUAAAUCAAUGGAAUAAACUGAGUCAAGUGAAUUGAAUCAUUAAAUUGAGUCAAAUUUCUCAUCAUCAAUGAUAUUUAAAAACCGUAACUUGUGUUAAAAUUAUUUCAUCAUAAUAAUGUAAAUGCAUGAAGUUAGUAACAAGUACGGACUAAGAUAAUAUUAGUUUGGUAUCUUGGUGGUCGACAAGAAUACGUCAGAGUUGGUUGUGCGGAAAUUGUCAAAACGAAAGUUGAUAAGAAUGACGAUUAGUUUGAUGAGUUAAAAAAUAAUAAAUAACAUUGUAGUUAAUAAACCUAUGCAGUUGAAUGCUUUGGUGACAAUGCAAUUGAUUGAUAAAUGCUGAAUAGAUAAUAUUUAAUCGCUACGAAUGUCAAUUUGUAAACGACCAGUAAUAUGUUUCGUUCAAAAAAAUUGGUUAAACCUGAAAACCUGCAUUCAUUGGAGUAUCUCAAAUAUAUUAACACGGUAUUAAGCAAAAAUCAAAAUGUUACUGAUGCCAAUCGAACAUUGAUUGUUGAUUCGUUUCGUAGUAUGGCUGAAAUUUUAAUAUGGGGUGAUCAAAAUAGUCCAGCAGUGUUUGAGUUUUUUUUAGAAAAUAAUAUGUUCAACUAUUUUCUUCAUAUAUUGGAUCAGAAAUGUGGAAAUUAUGUGUGUGUUCAAUUGCUUCAAACACUAAAUAUUAUAUUUGAAAAUAUUAAAAAUAAGACUGCUUUAUAUUAUUUACUCAGCAAUAACCAUGUUAAUAGCAUAAUUAUUAAUAAACUGGAUUUCUCAGAUGAGGAUGUUCUAGCAUACUACAUAUCUUUUUUAAAAACGUUAUCGUUUAAAUUAAAUUUAAAUACUAUUCAUUUUUUUUAUAAUGAGGCAACAAAUGAUUUUCCCCUUUACACAGAAGCAAUAAAGUUUUUUAAUCAUCCUGAUUCGAUGGUACGUACAUAUGUUCGUACAUUAACUCUAAAUGUAUAUAGAGUUGAAGAUGAAAGCAUGUUACGUUUUAUCAGAGACAAGACAUGUGCUCCAUAUUUUGGAAACUUGGUGUGGUUUAUGGGUAAACAUGUUUUAGAAUUAGAUGCAAGUGCUAGAGCUAAACCAGUUGAUGUCGAUACUCAAAAAAAUAUUCAAGAUCAGUAUAGAGUGAAACUCGCAGAUCUUGUCAGUUCUCAUUUAGAUGAUCUGCAUUAUUUAAAUGAUAUUUUAAGCUCAAAAGUGGAUAUGUUAAAUGAAGUACUGAUUGAUCAUUUGAUAGACAAACUGUUUGUACCAUAUUAUAUUCAUUCAUUAGCUCCACCAGAUAAAUACAUUAUUGUAGAAACAGAAGAAUUUGUAGAUGCUGUUAAACAACAGCCAUUAAUGAAUGGUGAUAUAUGUUUAUUUUUAUUAACGCAAGUAUUUUUAAUUAUUCAUCAAACUAAACUAAUUACACCAUUAGCUAAAUAUUUAUUGGGGAGCAAUGUCCCAGCGAAAAAAUCAAGUAAAUUUUAAAUUCUUAAUUUAGUUAUCAAAGAAACUCAAUUACGAGUUGAUGUACCAGUAACACCUGAAGAUGAAAAUGAGGUAAAAAUAGAAAAUGAAUCAAAUGAUAUUUUAGAUCUUAAAACCUUGACAUGUAUGAAUAUAACAGAUGAAGAAAAAGAAAUUCUUUUAUCUAAAAAUUAUCUAUUAGCUGAUUCUAUACGUAGUAGAUGUUUGGAAUCUAUAUACAACCAAUUAGCAAUUGAAAAAUCUGACAGUUCAGCAUUAUUUGGUGUUUGCUUAUUAUAUGCUAUAUCUGAAAAUACAAGUCUUUCCAAUGAAUAUUAUGAAGGAUUUUUAACUCCUAUUAAAAACAAUGAUUGUUCUUCAUUCGUCUUUUGUGAUGAAAGAAAUGAACUUAUUGAUAAGUUAGUUAAUAUAAUUACAGCUGCAUCUGAACCAGUAUGCUAUGUCCGUUCAGUUACAUUAGAAAUGGCCAUAAUGUUAUUGAAGAAACUUACAAUUCAUGAGGAAAAAACUUACAUAUCUGAUGAACAUAUUGCUAUUAUUUUCAAUGCUAAAGAAAAAAUUUUAACACUUCUUCGACAAUUUUUCAAAAAAGAAGAAAUGUUUUUAGAACUAUUUGAAGAUGAAUAUAAUGAAAUGCACAGAGAAAAACUUAAUGUUCAACGACUUUUAAGUGAUUCAACUUUAUUACUUCCACCAGCUCAUUCCCCAAUGACUGGAAUACCUCUUUCAAAACGUUUGCCAUGUGGUGAUGUUGAAAGAACAAGACAUUUUAUUUACUCUUUUCUAUUGAUAAGGAAAUUAUUAAUAACAUAUGAAGGUAAAGAAGAAUCACAACUACCUUUGGUUGAUAGAUCCAAAUGUUUUGUAUUUGAUACUCCUAUAAAUUUAAAUGGCAAUGAUUUAAUUACUUGUAUGAUAAUUGCUGAAAAUGGUGCAAAAACCAGACGGUACCUAUCAAUAAUUAGUAGUCAAUUAGUACUAGUUGAGCCACAUAGCCGAUUCCUUGGUUGGGGUGUUUGCAAAUUGUCUUGUUAUCUUCAAGAUGCCGAAGUUACUAAAAUUGACAAUGAAACUAAAACUUUGCACAUUACUAUGCAUAAUUCAAAAUAUAAAAUGACAAAUACUGUAAAAUUAAUGUUUGAUGAUCAUAUUCGAUGCAAUGCAGCUAGACAAAAAUUGUUGAAUGGUCGUAUAAAAGCAAGAAGAAAACAACUUAAUCAAAUCGCAAAUUUAUUAGAUAUGACUAUCUGCGAAACAAAUUAUGCACCGUGUAAUACGACACAAAAACCAAGACAUAGUUUGAGAAGUCAUUUUACUGAUGUUGCUGUGCAUACAUCUAAUUCUACCCAGUCUUGCCCUAUUUCAUUAAAAUCUACCAAUAGUGAUGAAUAUAGUACGGGGUCAAACUGUAGUAGUGUAAUACAUUCUAGAGAUCAAUCUCCUUGCACAAAAAGUAUUAAUAAUCAAGAAUUUUCCAAUCCACAAAAAGCAUCUAUCUCUCAGGAAAAAUCUGAACCAAAGCGAAAAGGAAGAAUUGAAACGGUUUAAAAAUUUAAAGCACUUAAAAUGUACCAAUUAAAAUAAUUCAGUGCUAAUUUAUGUAAUUGGUCUCAUAAAAUAGAUGUAUAAUUUAACUUUAAUUAACUUUGUAUUUUUUGUUAUCUGCGUUAACUUAUGUAUGUUGUAUUGGUUUAUUAUUUAUGGACAUAGUGUAUUUUUAUAAUUCCUUAUACAUAUUAUGUGAUUGAUUGUUUAUUUACU
This is a messenger RNA of Sipha flava (yellow sugarcane aphid), 3368 nucleotides long. RefSeq names its product protein CLEC16A homolog (gene ema). Gene Ontology annotation, cellular component: late endosome; endolysosome membrane. The record is from RefSeq and is a predicted model, not a curated record. Gene Ontology annotation, biological process: endosome to lysosome transport; regulation of autophagosome maturation; endosomal transport. Lineage: Eukaryota; Metazoa; Arthropoda; Insecta; Hemiptera; Aphididae. The transcript is spliced from 19 exons.